This is a messenger RNA of Nelumbo nucifera (sacred lotus), 1959 nucleotides long. Its product is annotated as 26S proteasome non-ATPase regulatory subunit 12 homolog A. The record is from RefSeq and is a predicted model, not a curated record. NCBI's taxonomy places the organism in Eukaryota, Viridiplantae, Streptophyta, Magnoliopsida, Proteales, Nelumbonaceae. Gene Ontology annotation, cellular component: cytoplasm; proteasome regulatory particle, lid subcomplex.
AAAUUUCUCUGGAAAAAGUUGGGGAAUUCUUGCCGGAGGGGUUAUUGCUAUUCCCGUCCGACCUCCCCUCUCUUCUGGUGGAGCUUAGAAUCACUCCUUCGAGUUCAGAGCUCCAAAUCUCGCUUUCCCCGGUCUGAAUUGACUGAAGCAAUGGAAGGAGGAGGUAACCUAGAUGCCUCUAUAGAGUCUCUGUUGAAUGUGGAGAAGCAGAUGAGACUUGCUGGGGAUGUUGCUGGAACAAAGAAAGCUGUUGUCGACAUCCUGGAACUUUGCUUUCAGGCUCGAGCAUGGAAGACGCUCAACGACCAGAUCAUUCUUCUGUCAAAGCGUAGAGGUCAGCUUAAACAGGCAGUAACUGCAAUGGUCCAGCAGGCAAUGCAAUAUAUUGAUGAGACUCCUGAUAUUAAAACUCGUGUAGAACUCAUCAAAACACUAAACAGUGUAUCUGCUGGGAAGAUAUAUGUAGAAAUAGAGAGGGCACGAUUGAUCAAGAAGCUUGCAAAAAUUAAGGAAGAACAAGGACUUAUUGCUGAAGCUGCUGAUUUGAUGCAAGAAAUUGCUGUGGAAACAUUUGGAGCAAUGGCAAAAACAGAGAAGAUAGCAUUUAUCCUUGAGCAAGUCCGUUUAUGCUUAGACCGUCAGGAUUAUGUCCGUGCACAGAUCCUCUCAAGGAAGAUUAGUCCACGUGUUUUCGAUGCUGAUAUUUCAAAAGAAAAGAAGAAACCCAAGGAAGGUGAUAGUGUUGUUGAAGAGGCUCCUGCUGAUAUACCUUCACUAUUGGAAUUGAAAAGGAUCUACUACCAAUUAAUGAUACGGUAUCACUCUCAUCACAAUGCUUACCUUGAGAUUUGUCGUAGCUACAAGGCUAUAUAUGAGAUCCCAUCUGUGAAAGAAGAUUCAGCACAGUGGAUACCAGUCCUAAGGAAAAUUUGCUGGUACUUAGUGUUGUCUCCACAUGAUCCAAUGCAGACAAGCCUUCUUAAUUCCACUUUGGAAGAUAAGAAUCUAUCUGAAAUUCCAAAAUUUAGGAUGCUCUUGAAACAUCUGAUCACAAUGGAGGUGAUCCAGUGGACGACCCUAUGGGAGACAUAUAGGAUAGAGUUUGAGAACGAGAAGAAUAUGCUUGGAGGCUCUUUGGGUGACAAAGCAGCAAAAGAUCUUAAACAAAGGAUUAUUGAGCAUAACAUAUUGGUCGUAUCAAAGUAUUACUCUAGGAUCAUGUUGAAGAGACUUGCAGAGCUAUUGUGCCUCACUAUCCAGGAAGCUGAGAAGCACCUAUCAGAUAUGGUUGUCUCCAAGUCUCUGGUUGCAAAGAUUGAUAGGCCAAUGGGAACAGUCUGCUUCCAGACAGCAAAGGACAGCAAUGACAUUCUCAAUUCAUGGGCAAUGAACUUGGAGAAGCUGCUUGAUCUUGUUGAGAAGAGUUGCCACCAAAUCCACAAGGAAACCAUGGUUCACAAAGCUGCUCUGAAAGUCUAAAUUCAGAAGUUGCUUCUGAUGCUACUUCAUAUUUUGCCAUAAAGUAGGUCACUUGUAUUGACUAGUGUUACAACUAUGUCUUUUGUUAUGGUGCGAGAACAGUGGUUAGGUAACCAUAAAGUAGGUCAUGCCUCCAGAUCAUGAAUUGGGUUGUCUUGUCUGAUGUUGUAUGCCCAUUUCAUUAACUAAAAACACCGGGUCCAAAGCUGUUUUUUUUUUAUUUUUUUUUUUGGGCCUACGGGCUUUUCCUUCAAAAGAAAAGCUUUUUUUUUUUAUUUUUUUAUAUAUCAGUAGAAGGAUCGGAUAUCUUGGCUGUGUUUAUCAUUGUUUGCCUUCUCGUUACAGUUAUCAAAGUUUCAAUUGUGAUGAGCUGCAAAUGGUUCUGGCCAAAUUUCAAUAAUUCGCUGGCUGUCGUAUGUAACUUCGUUGGUGAUACCAGAUUUGAUGAACUGAAUGGGGAUUGUGCUUAUUUUAUGUUUC